Molecule: messenger RNA, 408 nt
Organism: Chaetomium globosum CBS 148.51
Lineage: Eukaryota; Fungi; Ascomycota; Sordariomycetes; Sordariales; Chaetomiaceae
Exons: 2
Coding region: 1-408 (135 amino acids)
Source: RefSeq, a predicted model, not a curated record
AUGUCUGAACGCAUGAACUGGGACCACCACGCCGACCAUGACCUUCUCACGGCCAUGAUGCAGGAACUCCAGCCCUCGCAGGAGCAGCUGCGCGGUGUCAUGACCCGCAUGCACGGCUUUGGCUACACCUGCACCGUCAAAGCCAUCACCCAGCACCUCCAAAAACUCCGCCGCAAGGAAGACAAGGCCGGCGCCGGCGCCGGCAACAGCAACGGCGAGGGCCCGGCCACGCCCAAGACCCCCGGCGGCCGCAAGAAGAACGCGGGCGGCAGCGUCAAGAAGGAGCCCGGCUCCGGCACCAAGCGCAAGCCGGUCGCGCUGCUCAGCGACGACGAGGAUGUCAAGCCCGCUGUGAAGGUCAAGAAGAUGAAGGAGGAGGAGGGCGUUAAGGAGGAGUCGGAUGGGUGA